AGAUACACAAGCGCACGCCGCGCGAGACGAGCAGGAUUGCCGCUGGGACAAACACGAGCUUCUUCUAAUACACACAACAGACACAUACCCGUCAAAAAGUCGUUUCUGAAUGAGUUUGCCAAGAGCUUUUAAAGAAAACUUUAAGCUUAAUCAGAGGAAUUACUGUCUGGACUGUACGAUGGGAACAUCAGCUUUAUCUUAAGCGUGUGAAUGCAGAGCAUCUAUACAGUGCACGGAGUUAGUGGUACCCUGAUCACCAAACACUGGACAGGACCAUAAUACAGAUGGAUACCUUCUUUGUUGAGGGAGCUUGUGUGUGGGUGCGGGAUAAGGAGCAGCUCUUUCCCUCCAUCGUCAGCUGCUGUGAUGACCGGACUCUCAUCCUCACCACAGACUAUGGAGAGGUGAUAACUCUGGAUCAGGGUGAGGUGAACAGGCUCAAGGUUUUCCCAAUGCAUCCCACCAGCAUCAUUGGAGUGGACGACAUGUCCACUCUGGCCGAGUUACAUGAGGCCGCCAUCAUGCACAACCUCUUUCUUCGUUACCAGAAGGACCUUAUUUAUACUAACAUUGGCUCCAUCCUAGCGGCCGUGAACCCUUAUAAGCAGAUAUCAGGGCUGUAUGAUGCCGAGGCAGUGGAUGUGUACAGCAGACAUCAUCUGGGUGAACUACCUCCACACAUCUUUGCUGUGGCCAACGAGUGUUACCGCUGCCUGUGGAAGAGACACGACAGCCAGUGUGUGCUCAUCAGUGGAGAGAGUGGUGCUGGGAAGACAGAAAGCACCAAACUGCUGCUGAAGUUCCUGUCUGUCAUGAGUCAGAACUCCACAGGCUCUCCGCUGUCAGAGAGGACCACCAGGGUGGAGCAGGCCAUUGUACAGAGCAGUCCAAUAAUGGAGGCGUUUGGGAAUGCAAAAACCGUUUACAACAACAACUCCAGUCGCUUUGGCAAAUUCAUUCAGCUUCACUUCUCUCAGAGUGGAAAUAUUCAGGGAGGCUGUAUUAUUGAUUAUUUACUUGAAAAGAAUCGAGUUGUGCGGCAGAAUCCGGGAGAGAGGAACUAUCAUAUUUUCUAUGCAUUGUUGUCAGGUGCUAAGCAUGAGCACAGAGAAAUGUACAUGCUGGCUGAUUCUCCCGAGGCGUAUCAUUACCUCAACCAGUCUGGCUGUGUGAAAGACAGAAGCUUGAAUGACAAACACCUCUAUGAUGGUGUGAUGGAAGCUUUGAAAGUGAUGGAAUUCACAGAGGAAGAGAUUCGGGAUGUCUUCAAGCUGCUGUCUGGGGUCUUACAGAUCGGCAACAUUGAGUUCAUGACUGCAGGGGGUGCUCAGAUCACCACUAAAGGAGUGGUCAGUGUCGUCAGUGAUCUGCUGGGACUCGACUCCUUUCAGCUGUCUGAGGUUCUGACACAGCGGUCCAUGAUCCUUAGAGGAGAAGAAAUCUGCUCGCCCCUCACUGUGGAACAGGCAAUUGAUUCCCGGGACUCUGUGGCCAUGGCAUUGUAUUCCCAGUGUUUUUCUUGGAUCAUCACCAGAAUCAACCAGAAAAUCAAAGGAAAGGACAACUUCAAGUCCAUUGGCAUUUUGGAUAUCUUUGGCUUUGAGAACUUUGAGGUGAACCGGUUUGAGCAGUUCAACAUUAACUAUGCCAAUGAGAAGCUCCAGGAGUACUUCAACAAGCACAUCUUCUCUCUGGAGCAGCUUGAAUAUAACAGGGAGGGGAUACACUGGGAGGCCAUCGAUUGGAUGGACAAUGCUGAGUGUUUGGAUCUGAUCGAAAAGAAACUGGGCAUGUUGGCUCUUAUCAAUGAAGAGAGCAGAUUCCCUAAAGGCACGGACUACACCCUGCUGGAGAAACUACACAGCCGGCAUGCCACAAACCCUUACUACGUGAAACCAAGAGUGGCAGAUCACCAGUUUGGUAUUAAACAUUAUGCAGGAGAGGUAUUGUAUGAUGUGCGUGGCAUUCUAGAGAAGAACAGAGACACAUUCAGGGAUGAUAUUCUCAACAUGCUGAAGGACAGCAGGCUUGACUUCAUCUACGACCUGUUUGAGCGUGUUGGUAGCAGGAGUGGAGACGAGACUUUGAAGAUGGGCACUGCCCGCCGCAAACCCACCGUCAGCUCUCAGUUCAGGGACUCUCUUCAUGCACUGAUGGCCACUUUAAGUGCCUCCAACCCUUUCUUUGUGCGCUGCAUCAAACCUAACAUGGAGAAGAACGCAAAUAAAUUUGAUGCAGAUGUGGUUCUGAAUCAGCUACGUUACUCUGGAAUGCUGGAGACGGUGAAGAUCCGUAGAGCAGGCUUUCCUGUACGGAGAACCUUCCAAGACUUCCUCAGCAGAUACACAAUGAUCCUGAGGGACAAAAACCACACGGCGGACGAGAGGAGGAAGUGUGCAGAUCUGCUUACGAAGUAUGACGUCACAAAGAAAGAGUGGCAGCUGGGAAAGACUAAGGUGUUCCUGAAGGAAGCUCUGGAGCAGAGGCUGGAGAAGGAAAGAGAGGAGGUGCGCACAGCGGCUGGUAUGGUGAUCCGGGCCCACAUACUAAGUUAUGUGGCAAGAAAACACUAUAAAAAAGUCCGGACCAGCACCAUCACAAUCCAAAAGAACUACCGCGCUCACUUCUGGAGACAAGCUUUCCUGCGCUUCCGCUCUGCUGCCGUGGUCCUCCAGAAACACCUCCGCGGACAGAUCGCUCGGCAACUCUGUCGCCAGCUCUUGGAGGAAAAACAGAGGAGAGAAGAGGAGGAGAGAAUCAGAAGAGAGGAAGAAGAGAGGAGACGUCUAGAGGAGCUGAGGAGACUUGAGGAAGAGAGACGAAGACAAGAGGAGGAAAGGAAGAGAGAGGAGGAGGAGAGACAGAGGCUUCAAGAAGAGGAGGAACGGGAGGCUUUAAGGAUACAGCAGGAAGAGGAAGAGUUGAACAGGAGGCAGGAAGAACUCAAGAGCAAACAGAUACUGGAGGACAGAGAGGCAGGGCACAGCAGGAGUUUAGUGGGGAAAAAUCAUCACAACCACAAGGACGUGUCCCACAGCCUGUGUCAGUACUCAUCUGAAGAGGAGAGUCGUCAGAUGGAGGAGAUUCUGCGGUUGGAGCGAGAGAUUGAGCGGCUGCAGAGACAGAGAGACGAAGGGGUGUCCUUGCUAAACGACGGCUCCAGAGACGAUCUGCAGCAGAAGAGGGACGCCGAGAUCUACCGCCUGGAGAAAGAGGCUUCACGUGUGGCUACGGAGUUCCUGGAGAUGCUGGACUUCGGAGGCUUGGAGCAGUCGCUCUCCAGCGAGGAGAACCUUCACGACCCCUCUGAGACAACCGCGCCUCUGGCCGAGGAGGAGGUGGACGAAGGCUUCCACGCGGACGACGAGUGUAUUCCCCUCCGGGACUUCCCUCCCCCGCCUGCCAUGCCUCAGGACAAAGAGAUUCUCUCCAGUCUUCCGCCUCCACCGCCCGCCUUUGCCGAAGGUCUUAUGGCCACUACCUCACCUGCGCGGAUGGAGCGGCCGAAAUCCAAUUCCUCCAUCAAACAAAACAGACUUUCAGACAUUCCCCCGCCUCCAUCUUCAGCUCCACCCCCACCUCCACCUUUAGCUCCACCCCCUCCCCCACCUGUACCGGCACCAACCAAAGAAGACUAUGGAUUGGUGUAUAAAAACAGGAAGGUGUUAACAGAGAUUGUGCUGCCGGUGGAGGAGACCAGCUUCAGUAUUGUGCCCGACACGGAGUCAGACUAUGACCAAGAGGAGUUUGAGGAGGCAUUGGGAAGCUGUGGGGAUGCAGGAAGUACAAAUGAUGGACACCUCACUGAUGAGGAAGUGCUACGCAAAUCUUCCUGUACCUACAACAGCACAGACUCCUUUAGGGGAAGCUCAGACUCAUUCAUGGACAGCAAUGAUGAGAACGAUGGAUAUGUGGACACAGAUGAGGAGGUGUCAAACGGUAGAGUGCAUCUGCUUAAUGGAAGUGGACCUCCUUAUUUCCACAGCUACCUGUACAUGAAAAGUGGGCUGAUGAUCCCGUGGCGCAGGCGCUGGUGUGUUUUAAAAGACGAGACCUUCAUGUGGUUCAGGGCAAAGCAGGACUCUCUCAAGUCAGGCUGGCUGUACAAGAAAGGUGGAGGGAUGUCCACUCUGUCCCGCAGGAACUGGAAGAUGCGCUGGUUCGUCCUUCGAGACUCUAAACUCAUGUAUUUCGAGAACGACAGUGAGGAGAAACUGAAGGGAACCAUCGACAUCAGAGCUGCCAAGGAGAUUGUGGACAACCAUGAGAAGGAGAAUGCGCUGAAUAUCGUGACCGAGGACAGGACUUACCAGAUCUAUGCAGAAUCCCCCGAGGAUGCAAGUGGCUGGUUCAACGUGCUGAGCCGCGUCCACAGUGCCACUCCAGAACAGCUUCUGCAGAUGCAGCACGAGCAGGCCAACCCCAAGAACGCAGUUGGAACACUGGAUGUUGGGCUUAUCGACUCUGUAUGUGCUUCCGACAAUCCAGACAGGCCAAACUCAUUUGUUAUAAUCACUGCUAAUCGCGUGAUCCAUUGCAACACUGACACACCAGAGGAAAUGCACCACUGGAUCGGCCUCCUCCAGAAGCCUAAAGGAGACUCGAAAAUAGACGGCCAGGAGUUCAUAGUGAGGGGUUGGCUGCAUAAAGAGAUGAAGUCCAGUGGGAAGAGCACGUCUCUCAAGCUGAAGAAACGUUGGUUUGUUCUGACUAACAACUCACUGGAUUAUUAUAAAUCAUCAGAGCGCAGUGCCUCCAAACUGGGAACACUGGUGCUCAACAGCCUUUGCUCGGUUGUUCAGCCUGAUGAAAAAGUCUACAAGGAGACAGGUUACUGGAACAUAAUAAUCCAUGGGAGAAAGCAUUCUUACCGUCUCUACACCAAACUGCUGAAUGAAGCCAUGAGAUGGGCUUCAGCCAUUCAGGUGGCCAUCGACAACAAAGUUCCCAUAGAAACACCUACCCAGCAACUCAUCCGAGAUAUCAAGGAGAGCAGUCUUAAUGUGGAGGCUGUGGAGCAGAUGUACUGGAGGAACCCCAUCCUGAGAUACACACAGCACCCGCUGCACUCGCCGCUGCUGCCUCUACCAUACGGAGAGGUCAAUGUCAACUUGCAAAAGGAGAAAGGCUACACCAGCCUGCAAGACGAGGCGGUCAAGAUCUUUAACUCAUUACAGGAGAUGGAAGCUGUGUCAGACCCAAUGCCCAUCAUUCAAGGCAUCUUACAGACAUGUCAAGAUCUGCGGCCGCUCAGAGAUGAAGUCUACUGUCAGCUGAUCAAACAAACCAAUCACGUGCCUCAGCCCAACAGCCCCGCCAACCGGUCACACUGGCAUCUGCUCACCUGCAUGAGCUGCACCUUUCUGCCCAGCCGUGGCAUCCUCAGAUACCUCAGAUUCCACCUGAAAAGGAUAAAGGAGCUGUUCCCUGGAACAGAAAUUGAGAUGUUUGCUGUGUUCAUUGGCGAGUCGCUGAAGAAGACAAAAGCGCGGGAGUUUGUGCCUUCACAAGACGAGAUUAUCGCCCUCCUGAACAGACGGGAGAUGACGACGACGGUUUACUGCCAUGGUGGAGGUUCCUGCAAGAUUUCGAUCAACUCUCACACUACAGCAGGAGAGGUGGUAGAGAAACUGAUCCGAGGCUUGGCUAUGGAGGACAGCAGGAACAUGUUUGCUUUGUUCGAGCACAACAGCACGAUCGACCGGGCCGUGGAGAGCAGGGUGAUUGUGGCCGAUGUGCUGGCCAAGUUUGAGAGGCUGGCAGGAAGUGAGGUGGAGGAAGACGGCCCAUGGAAGCUGUACUUCAAACUGUAUUGUUUCUUAGAUGUGGAGAGCAUGCCCAAGGAAGGAGUGGAGUUUGUCUUCAUGUUUGAGCAGGCUCAUGAAAGUUUAAUAAGCGGUCACUUUCCUGCCCACGAGGACACCCUUCAGCACCUGGCUGCUUUACGUCUGCAGUACCUGUCUGGGGAUGUGUCUCGGGUGAACUGGAGCUUGGACAACGUCUACCCCACUGGCCGUCUGCGCAACCGCAUACUUCAGUUCACCAAAGUAGGAGGAGCAGCUGGACCGGGACAGACCCUAGAAAGGAGGAGGACGAGCUUCCUGGACGGCACGCUGAGGCGUGGACUCAAGACGGGCACUAUGAAGAAACAGCGCAGUAUGCAGGAGGAACAAAUGCUGGAAAUGUGGAUCAAGGAAGAGACCUCAGCCACCAGGGCCAGUGUUAUGGAGAAAUGGAGUCGCCUGCAUGGUCUGGAUCAACACCAAGCCAUGCUCAAAUAUAUGAACAUCAUCAAAGAAUGGCCUGGGUAUGGAUCUACGCUGUUUGAUGUGGAGUGUAAAGAAGGUGGUUUCCCUCAUGACCUCUGGCUGAGCGUGAGUGCCGAGAACGUGUCUGUGUAUAAGAGAGGAGAGGUCAAACCUCUGGAGACUUUCCCCUACGAACACAUUGUCUUCUUCGGAGCUCCUCUUGCCAGCACAUACAAGAUCACAGUGGAUGGGAGAGACAUGUUUUUUGAGACACCUCAGGUUGGAGAGAUCACCAAAAUAAUGAAAGCCUACAUCAACAUGAUAGUUAAGAAGCGAUGCAGCGUCAGAUCAGUGGCCAGCUUUGGGAGCAACUGGAUCAGGUGAUGAGUACUGACCAACCACAGUCAAGACGCUAGAGAUUUCCUUCUCAUUGAUGGAAAAAAGAGCUUAACAGCGGGGUUGCGGAUUGGCGAAUAUAAGACGAUGAUACAGGAACCAGUGAGAAGACAAACAUCAUUUAAAAA
This is a messenger RNA of Rhinichthys klamathensis goyatoka, 6772 nucleotides long. RefSeq names its product myosin X, like 3 (gene myo10l3). The transcript is spliced from 40 exons. The record is from RefSeq and is a predicted model, not a curated record. Bases 285 to 6632 code for a protein of 2115 amino acids. Gene Ontology annotation, biological process: signal transduction. Gene Ontology annotation, cellular component: myosin complex; cytoskeleton. Lineage: Eukaryota; Metazoa; Chordata; Actinopteri; Cypriniformes; Leuciscidae. Gene Ontology annotation, molecular function: protein binding; cytoskeletal motor activity; ATP binding.